AUGGCAUGCCACGAAGCCAAAAACUCAAGCGUCAGCGUCCCCUCCCAAUCAACCCCGACCACGUCCACAGCACCCACCCUUCCGAAGGCAUCGACAACACUCUUCACCAACGCACAAAACGCCCUCCUCCCAUGCUCCGCGACCGAUAUCUUCAUAGCGCCCGUUCACGCCCUCACUGUCGCCCCGCGCGCCGUGCUCACGCUGUUCCGCGGCAUCAAGCGUGUCGCGAAGGCCGUCGUGCGCCGACGCCACGAACCCAAGCAGAGCCGCUUGACCAAAAUCAUGCAGGAAGCGCGGCUCGAGAUGCCGGAAGAGAUUGACGAGUGGGAGGAGGUGGAUGAGGAGGAUGUUAGGGAGGAUAUGCAGUGGGAUAGGCUGCGGAUGAAGUGGGAGAAGGAACGCAAGGAAAAGAAGGAUAGGGGCGAGGAUGUGAAUGAGGAUGAUGAAGGUCCUACACCGUUGGUGACGAGGAGGAAGGUUAGGCACUGGGACGAUGAGUAUGAAUCCGAUGGCGAGGUGAUUGAGAUUAGCUGA
Paraphaeosphaeria sporulosa is the source of this 534-nucleotide messenger RNA. RefSeq lists its product as uncharacterized. The transcript has 2 exons. The record is from RefSeq and is a predicted model, not a curated record. The coding region runs from base 1 to 534 and encodes 177 amino acids. Lineage: Eukaryota; Fungi; Ascomycota; Dothideomycetes; Pleosporales; Didymosphaeriaceae.